ACGAGCGACACUUUUGGCUCUGCCUGUGACAGAGUGUGUAUCGGGGCGCGCUGCGUGUGCGUGCAUGUGUGUGUGUGUGAGAGAGAGAGAGACUGAGCGAGAGAGACAGAGAGAGAGUGUGUGUGAGUGUGUAUUUGUGUGUGUGUGUGUGUAUGUCUUCUGGCCGAGCUUCUCUGCAGCUGCGACUCUUCAAUGGACCUCAUUGUCGCGGUGUCGCGCUCGUAGGCGUGCGGGAACCUCGCGUGCAGAAACCUUGCGUGCGGGAAACCUCGCGUGCGCGGCGGACGCUCCGGGUCUUGCGGUUUUGCGUUGCGCGUGGCACCGUCGGGAGCGCAGCUGUACCUGCAACACUCCUACUUCUUUUCUUUUCUUUCUUUUUUUCUUUCUUUCUUCUUGUUCUGCUGGAGAAACCAGAGAGAAGCUUUUAAACUCGGAGCACGGGAUCCUGGGGCUCUGCGUUAACACCGGGUGCACGCGCUUGGAGGUGACGGACUGACAUUCCUGAUUCAGCCGUGAUCAACAUUCACUUCUCCUGUGGUCCAUCUCAUCAAUCACUGCUGCUCCUCGUCUCCACUGCCUUUCCACACAGAGAACAAACUCCGGAGCAAACCAUCCACUGCUGGAUAUCUUGUGCCUCUUUGUCACCCCACAUCGACUUUUUCUCACCCUCGUUUUUCUCCUCCGGCCCACACCAUGAGCAGGAGGAGCUGUGGGGAAUGGAGUGGACUGACAGCACUCAGCAUGUUGGUGCUGGUCCAGUGGGCGGGCAGCUGCUGGGCCAUGACGCUGAACUCGGUUCCUCUGCGUCCAGUACCGCCGCAUCAAGCAGAGUCGAGGAUGAGGACACGGUACUCCACAGACACAAGAGGAACUGGGUGUGGAACCAGUUCUUCGUCCUGGAGGAGUACACGGGAGACGACCCUCUCUACGUCGGCAAGUUGCACUCUGAUGUGGAUAAAGGUGAAGGCAGGAUAAAGUACGUCCUCACUGGUGAAGGAGCCACCACCAUUUUCACAAUCGACGAGAACACAGGUGACAUCCACGCCACCAAACGCCUGGACCGAGAGGAGCAAGCCUACUACACACUACGUGCUCAGGCCCGCGACCGCGCCACCAACCUGCCCGUCGAACCCGAGUCCGAAUUCGUCAUCAAGGUGCAGGACAUCAAUGACAACGAGCCUCGGUUUCCUGAUGGACCGUACCAAGCGCACGUGCCCGAAAUGUCUCCAGUGGGUACGUCGGUGGUGGAGGUGAAGGCAACGGAUGCAGAUGAUCCCACAUACGGCAACAGCGCCAGAGUCGUCUACAGCAUCCUGGAAGGCCAGCCGUAUUUCUCAGUGGAACCCAAGACAGGUAUCGUGAGGACGGCGCUGCCCAACAUGGACCGCGAGGCGAGGGACCAGUACCUGCUCGUCAUCCAGGCUAAGGACAUGGGAGGCCAGAUGGGUGGCCUCUCAGGAACCACGUCCGUCACCGUCACCUUAACCGACGUGAACGAUAAUCCUCCACGCUUUUCACGAAAAUCCUAUCAGUUCAGCGUGCCCGAGUCGCUGCCUGUGGCUUCCGUGGUGGCCAAGAUAAAGGCCUUGGAUGCAGACGUGGGCCCCAACGCUGAGAUGGAGUACAGAAUUAUCGAAGGAGACGGCCUCGGGGUUUUCAGGGUCGAGCCAGACAAAGACACUCAGGAAGGAGUCAUAACUCUGCUGAAGGGUCUUGACUUUGAAACAAAGUCGAGUUACACUCUAAAAAUCGAAGCGUCUAACAAACACAUGGAUCCUCGCUUCCGAGCGCAGGGGCCGUUCAGCGACACGGCGAUGGUCAGGCUGGUGGUGGAGAACGUGGACGAGCCGCCGGUUUUCUCCACGCCCGUCAGCAGGAUGGUGGUCUCCGAGGCGGCUAAAGUGGGCACCAUCAUCGGCACGGUUUCCGCCAUGGACCCCGACUCCACUAACAGCCCCAUCAGGUACUCGAUAGACCGGAACACUGAUCUGGAGCGUUUCUUCAACAUCGAAGCUGCGACUGGAAUCAUCAGCACGGCCAAGCCUUUAGACCGAGAGAUGAAUGCGGUGCACAACAUCACCAUCCUCGCCAUUGAAAGCCUGGACCCAUCGCAGGUGGGGAAAGGAAUCACGCUCAUCACGGUGAUGGACGUCAAUGAUAACGCUCCUGUCUUCGCCAUAGAGUACGAGACGUUCCUGUGCGAGACCGCUGGACCAGGCCAGGUGAUCGAGACAGUGAGCGCGGUGGAUAAAGACGAGCCUCCCAGCGGCCAUCGCUUCUUCUUCUCCCUGACUGCAGAGGCUGCUGGGAACCACAACUUCACCCUGCGGGACAACAAAGAUAACACAGCAUCCAUCCUGACUAAGCGCGGAGGAUUUCACAGGCGAGAGCAGCCGCUGUACCGUCUGCCUGUGCUGAUAGUGGACAGCGGGAGUCCGUCUCUCAGCAGCACUAACACUCUGUCCAUCCGGGUGUGUGAGUGUGACUCUGAUGGAGCUCCGCAGGCCUGUGGCACCGAGGCUUUCCUCCUGACAGCCGGACUCAGCACCGGAGCACUCACAGCCAUCCUGGCCUGCAUCAUGACACUGCUCGUGCUUGUGCUGCUGAUUGUGACGGUACGGCGGAGGAAGAAAGAGCCGCUGAUUGUGGACGAUGAGCGAGACGUGCGUGAGAACAUUGUGCGCUACGAUGACGAGGGAGGCGGAGAGGAAGACACUGAGGCCUUCGACAUGGCGGCUCUGCGCCACCUCAACGCCACGCGGGAGAGUAAAACGCGCCGUGACGUGACUCCUGACAUGCCUGCCGUACCCACCCUGUACCACACCCGCCCCCCGCCGUACAAAAUGGCUCCCGAUAACGGCGUUUUCCGCGAGUUCAUAUGGGAGCGGCUGAAGGAGGCGGACGUGGACCCUUCAGCUCCACCGUAUGACUCGCUCCAGACGUAUGCCUUCGAGGGCAGCGGCUCGGCGGCGCAGUCGCUCAGCUCUCUCGAGUCGCUCAGCACCGACUCAGAGCACAACUACGACUUCUUGAGCGACUGGGGGCCACGUUUCAAAAAGCUGGCUGAUCUCUACGGCCACAGCGAAGCCAGCAACGUGUUCUCCUCCUAGCUGGAGAGUCGAUCAGUUCAACAGAAACGAAAACGAACAGUCACCGAGUGCCAAUGACUCACCAGUCCUCGAAGGAAGGCAGGAGGGACACUUUUUAUUCCAACAAAAAUGGAUGGUGGAAAAAAAAGACAACAUAAAUGAACAACCAGUGACAGAUGCCAGAAAUGGCAUGAUCCCCAAAAGAGGUGGGAGGAAGAAUAAAAAAAUAUGGAACAUUCAUGUGUGGGAGGAGAAAUAUUGGCAUCGAUUUCCCAACGAAACGUCAAUAAUCCUCUCUGAGGACAGAUUGUGGAUUCUUACAUUGUGGCACUUGGAUUUAAACCCACAAUAAGAUGCCAAGCUCAGACACAGACAGGAUCUAGCGGGGAUAAAGGGCAGAGAGGGUGGAGGCGUGCGCGAGAGUCCGUCCUGGAAUUUGUUUUGCAGUGACUUUCCGAGGCGGUGAUGAAUCAGAACAGUCCUGCCUGGCAAGCCGGCUCUGCUGCCUCGUAACCCGUGUUCUCCAACGGUAUCUCAACGUUUCUGUUCUCUCACAUAUUUCUAUGACUCACAGCUUCUUCAGCCACAAAAAAAUCAAUAUGAAUUAAGUCCUCAAAAUACUCUCGAAAGACAUAUUGCCUUGUGAGGUAAUGCAACUGUCGCAGUGUAAAAUAUCUUUCAUCUGACAUCAGGCUUUAGUUUCAUAUGAAAUAAAGCAUCAGUGUUGAUGAAAAAUAGCCAAACCACUGAUUUAGCGGGAAAAAAAGGGGUUUACGUGUACGAUAUUGCUUACUCGGGAUGAGAUUUGAGUCCUCGCAGGUGUUCUUCGGCUUCGGAAAAGUGUCUUGUUCGGUUUCUUUUGUGCAGCAGGAACAUUGAAACGGUGUGAAAUUGAAGGAUUAAACCUAUCCAUCACUCUCUCUUCUCGACUCCGAAAAACAAAUGUGUUUGUAGUGUCAGGUUCUGCCUCAUGUACUGUGUACUGUAAGUACGUUCUGGAUGAUUAUUGUGCAAGUCGUUUUUUUAUGUUUUGUUUUGUUUUGUUUUUUUUCUACCUGAGACCAGCCAAGCUGUUGCAGAUGUGAGGCGCCUCGGAACUGAAACAUUGUUAAUACACAAAAUGUCCAUUCUGUCUUACAGCUUCUCUCAUUUUCACUUGUGAACAACAGAAAUGAAAACGUGAUUUGAAACUAUGCUUUGAAAUAUUCUUCAUAUACACCAUAAUUGAGAUAUGGACUUAUUUUGUACAGUCGUAAAGUAAAUAAAAAAAAAUGCACAGCU
Pangasianodon hypophthalmus (striped catfish) is the source of this 4370-nucleotide messenger RNA. It is a transcript of the gene cdh7a, whose product is annotated as cadherin 7a. Gene Ontology annotation, biological process: calcium-dependent cell-cell adhesion; cell-cell junction assembly; cell morphogenesis. Gene Ontology annotation, cellular component: catenin complex; plasma membrane; adherens junction. NCBI's taxonomy places the organism in Eukaryota, Metazoa, Chordata, Actinopteri, Siluriformes, Pangasiidae. Gene Ontology annotation, molecular function: calcium ion binding; cadherin binding. The record is from RefSeq and is a predicted model, not a curated record.